This is a messenger RNA of Orbicella faveolata, 3783 nucleotides long. RefSeq names its product transducin-like enhancer protein 1. Gene Ontology annotation, cellular component: transcription regulator complex; nucleus. NCBI's taxonomy places the organism in Eukaryota, Metazoa, Cnidaria, Anthozoa, Scleractinia, Merulinidae. Gene Ontology annotation, biological process: regulation of DNA-templated transcription; negative regulation of canonical Wnt signaling pathway. The record is from RefSeq and is a predicted model, not a curated record. Gene Ontology annotation, molecular function: transcription corepressor activity; protein binding.
UGUGGGCGGACCAGUUUCUUUUGUCAACACUGUACCACGUUACUUUGAUUGACGUCUCAAGAAGCUCGUUAAAGUCUGAAUGACACCCUUGAUCUCAUUAAGGCGGCAAGAAUGCAGGUGUUUCGGGUGUUUUUUCACACACUCUUCACGUUGAUUGGGUCUUGUUUACCCCACGAGAUGACACAAAACCACGUGGGAUAUUUCUGUUCCUGAGUCAUGUUUGAUUGGUUUUGACUAGAUUGGCAAUAAAUAUAGAUUAAACACUUUCCAUAUAUGGUGUUCCCCCCGGGGUGUUAUGGUGUUACAUGUUGGUUGGACCGCGUGCCGCGUUUUCCCGUGUCAUUUUGCUGUGUCGAUUUCAAGGCUGAUAUUUGUUCAAGUUUCGCCGCCGAGUUUGGACGUAAAGCGUGGUAAACUCUUCGCCAAAAGCGGCCGGAAAAGCUUCUAUUCAGACUUGUAGUGCGAAUUUAUUCAAAGUGUGAAUUUGGUCAACGUUUUGCACCCGAGCUACUGUUUGUAGCGAGUCGAGCGUGAACAACGGUCCGCGGUGAAAUGCUUGAGUACUUCAAUGUGCCGUGUUGAAGCAACUUAUUGGGAGUGUGUGGAAAAUUUGGACUUCGUUUAACUCGUGUCUACGUGCCUGUCGUUGAGCAAGGCUAUCAAGAAUUGUCGGCCAACAUGUAUCAAAGUCGACAUACUACGCCUCACCAACCGUCCGGCCAGCCAUUUAAGUUCACGGUGGCGGACUCAUGCGAUCGUAUAAAGGAAGAAUUUAACUUCCUUCAAGCCCAGUACCAUAGUUUGAAGUUAGAGUGUGAAAAGCUAGCAAGCGAGAAGACAGAGAUGCAAAGACAUUACGUUAUGUACUAUGAGAUGUCAUAUGGACUCAAUGUGGAGAUGCACAAACAGACGGAGAUUGCGAAGAGGUUAAAUGCGAUCUGUGCCCAGAUUAUUCCUUUCCUUUCUCAAGAUCAUCAACAACAAGUUGCCGCCGCUGUGGAGAGAGCUAAACAAGUGACGAUGACAGAACUGAAUGCUAUUAUUGGACAACAACAACUUCACCAGGGAGGCCUUCAAGGUCUACAUGCCCACCCACCCACAAUUCCACUGCCACACCCUGGUGCAACACCCCCUCAGCUUCCACCGGGAGCAGCGUCAGGACUACUUGCCUUAUCCAACCUGUCAGUUCAACCUCCACAUCUACCUAUGAUGAAACCAGAGGACAAAGAUGGCAUGAACUCUCUGUCACCACUUGGACCAAUGUCCCGAUCAGAAAAAUAUCGAGCAUCCGACUUGUCGUCUCAUGGCAGUGACGAUGGGCACGUGGACAGGGAAAGAGACAGAGACAGAGAACGGGACCGAGAGCGGGAACGUGAUAGAGAUAGGGAGAGGGAAAACAGAGACAGGGAACGUGAUAGAGAGAGGGAAAGAGAUCGUGACCGAGACCGGGAAAGAGAGAGACACGUAAAUGGAACAAAGAGCAACAGCAAACGGAAGAGAGAUGACAAAGACUCAGGGGAAAGUGACGCAGAAAAAAGUGAUGGUGACUUAGUGGUGGAUGUCUCAAAUGAGGACGCCAAUUCACCCAGAGUUGAGAAUGGACCAGACUCACCCCCGCUAAAUGAAAAGAAAGUAAGAAAAGAUUCUGGUUCUCCCACUAACCCAUCAUCGUCUUCAUCCACACCCUCAUCCAAACAUCCAAAGUCAGAAAACAAAGCUGCACUUGCAUCAUCAGAAACCAGUUCUUCAGGGAGAAAAAGUCCGUCAAGAUCAUCACCGUCUGUCAAAACACCUGUAGCUGCACCUGCUGUUAGGACAGCCAUGUCUGUACCAGGAGGACCUUAUCCAUUUGUUAACCCUCAUAAUAUCGCCAGUGAACUUUCCAGUCCAACAUCAUUUUCGCCAUCAGUUAUGGCUGCCAGCAUGUCUGCCAGUGGAAUUGGUUAUGGUAGAUCAGCGCUGGUUGGCUUUGAACACGGCACUCCAGCAGCAAGAGUGGGCAUGCCGCCACUUGGACCAAGCCUCCCACCAGGCCCUCCUGGAGGUAAACCUGCAUAUUCAUUCUACGUUAGUGGUGAUGGUCAGAUGCAAGCUGUGCCAUUUCCACCAGAUGCUCUGAUUGGAUCAAGUAUCCCACGACACGCCAGACAGAUAAACCAACUUAACCAUGGAGAAGUGGUUUGCGCUGUUACGAUCAGUCAUCCAACACGCCAUGUCUACACUGGGGGGAAAGGAUGUGUCAAAGUGUGGGAUAUAGGUCAAAGUAGUGGAAAAAACCCAAUAUCAACAUUAGAGUGUUUGAGAGAUAACUACAUUAGAUCUUGCCGGCUAUUACCUGAUGGAAGGACGCUAAUAGUUGGUGGUGAAGCUAGUACACUUACAAUAUGGGAUCUUGCAUCAUCACAACCACGAAUAAAGAAUGAACUUACUUCAAAUGCACCAGCCUGCUAUGCACUGGCAAUAAGUCCUGACUCAAAAGUGUGUUUCAGUUGUUGCAGUGAUGGAAAUAUCGCUGUUUGGGACUUACAUAAUCAAACAUUGGUCAGACAAUUCCAAGGUCACACCGAUGGUGCGAGUUGUAUUGAUAUUUCACCAGAUGGCGCUAAGUUAUGGACAGGUGGUUUGGACAACACAGUUAGAUCCUGGGAUCUCAGAGAAGGAAGACAACUACAACAGCAUGAUUUUACAUCACAGAUCUUCUCCUUAGGAUAUUGCCCAUCUGGUGAUUGGCUGGCUGUAGGAAUGGAGAACAGCAAUGUGGAAGUUCUUCAUCAAACAAAACCAGACAAGUAUCAACUACACUUGCAUGAAAGUUGUGUGCUGUCAUUAAAGUUUGCCUAUUCUGGCAAGUGGUUUAUUACAACAGGUAAAGACAACUUGCUCAAUGCUUGGAGAACACCCUAUGGAGCCAGCAUUUUCCAGUCCAAAGAGUCUUCAUCUGUAUUGAGCUGUGAUAUUUCAACAGAUGACAAAUACAUUGUCACAGGGUCGGGUGAUAAGAAAGCAACCCUCUAUGAGGUGAUGUUUUGAAUCAUGGGAAGUUCAAUGUGCAGGGGAUAACAGAUUGGGCAGAGUCCCGUUGAUCUGUGUGAAGUAAAGAGAAAAAGAGAGAAUGUCUCAGGAUUCUGCGUCAAGAACCAAGGAAAGAAGUGUCACUGAUUGUAUAUGUGGAUCUUCUUGGACAAAGAAGUCUUUGGAGAAGUUUAUUAUUUGUACCUGGAUCGUUUGAAUGAAGUGCAGAUUUUUGUCAGGGAUUACUUUGGAUCGAACAUUUUUCACUGUUGCUUCGCCUGACAGGGUGAAGAUACUAAAGAACAAAAUCAUCUGACUUGUCAGCAGGCUAAGACCCAAGGUCUCGCCAUGUUUCUAAUUGCCAAUUAAUAUAAUGUACAGUUAAUGUCCUCUGUUUGAAAUGCAGUCAUUUGUACUCGAGGAAACUUUUCUGGAGGUUUGAAUAUCUACUUUGUGUUUGUCCAGUGGACUGCUGCAGAUUAGAGUGGAUUGCAACAUUGUUUAAUUCUGCAUCAGAAUUGAACUCAAUUUCAAUCCAGUGUGUGAACUUUUGUCAGAUAUCACUCUAAGAAAACUUUAGUAUAUGAUGAUAAAGAGUGAAUCUUUUUUUAAUGUAAAAUAAGUUUUAAAAAAUUAUGCCAAUUGUAUGAAUUGCCAUUAGGUUAACAACAGCAUGGUUAGAGUGUGCAUACAUUUGUUGUGACUUCUUUUGUUAAAAAGACUGUUAUUAAACGUUUGCAAAAACAUUGAAAUUAAAAUAACGCUCUUGGA